Messenger RNA from Cydia splendana, 4070 nucleotides. RefSeq names its product sphingosine-1-phosphate phosphatase 1-like. Lineage: Eukaryota; Metazoa; Arthropoda; Insecta; Lepidoptera; Tortricidae. Bases 89 to 1348 code for a protein of 419 amino acids. Gene Ontology annotation, molecular function: sphingosine-1-phosphate phosphatase activity. Gene Ontology annotation, biological process: sphingosine metabolic process. The record is from RefSeq and is a predicted model, not a curated record. The transcript is spliced from 6 exons. Gene Ontology annotation, cellular component: endoplasmic reticulum membrane.
ACCAAGGGUAUCGAGACUAUCGAGGGAUCGGUCGUGAUAGAUUCUAGAAUAUAAAUUCUAAGUAAUAGUUAAUUUAAACUUUCAAACAAUGUGGGAUAACUUUAUAGACUAUUUAAAAGACCCUUUGUUGGUCGUCAAAGUGCAGAACUUUUUUGGAGUUAUAUACAAGAACAGUGUUCGGGAUAACGAAGGCGAUGGUGAAGUCAUACAUUCAGAGAGGUUGGAACGUGAGAAGGAUAAUGACAGUGAUAUAAGGCAGCACAAGCGGGCGCCUAGCAACAUCUCUAGCAGUUCUCAAACCUCAUACGAUACGGAUACUUCAGGCGAGAGCGUGGAGGAGGUCGAGUGCCAUAUCAAUAACAAGUUCUGGUACUGGCUAUUUGUACUUGGUACUGCACUUGGGGAUGAGAUAUUCUAUGCCACAUUUAUACCCUUUUGGUUCUGGAAUAUUGAUGGUGCGGUCGGUAGGAGAGUCAUACUUGUCUGGACUGUUUGUAUGUACCUAGGACAAGGUGUGAAAGACAUAAUCCGAUGGCCCCGUCCGGGGUAUCCGGUCAAGAAACUACAGACCAAAUGGGCCAUUGAGUAUGGCAUGCCGUCUACACAUGCAAUGGUCGGAGUUUCAAUACCAUUCUCUGUGCUGUUGUACACUAUGGACAGAUACGAGUACCCGGUUCACUGGGGUGCCUUGAUUGCUGUCUCGUGGUGUACACUUAUCUGCGUCAGCCGCGUGUAUCUUGGCAUGCACAGCGUUCUGGACAUAGCAGCGGGCCUGCUCAUGGCUUCAGGACUGCUAGUGCUCCUGAUACCUAUGGUGGACGCGCUGGACGACUGGUUGCUCACCCACUGGCUAUCCCCUGCGGUCGUGUUGGCCGUGUCCGUGCUGGUCAUCGUGUACCACCCCAACGCGGACAAGUGGACGCCCACCCGAGGCGACACGACCAUGAUCGUGAGCGUGUGCGCGGGCAUCCUAACGGGCUCCUGGACCAACUACCAGCUCGGCAACAUGGCGCCCGCCUCCACCCCUCCCCCCUACACCAUCAUCUGGCCCUCCAUCGACAUGCUCGGCAACACCAUCCUUCGAACCAUCCUCGGCUUCUGCGGCGUUGUAGCCACCAGGGCUAUAGGUAAAUCAGUCUCUUACGCCUUCAUCUGUGCUUUACUAGGAAAGGAUAAAAACGAAUUAAGAAACUCGGAGAACAGUCUAGAUAAUAAAAAUAAAAUAAUCGUAGAAUUAUGCUACAAGUACUUCACGUACGGCAUGAUAGGUUUUAACACGGUUUUCGUUUUCCCUAAUGUGUUCUAUUUGCUUAGAAUUAAUAGGCCUACGUAUUAUACUGAGAUUUGAUACUAGUCUCUUUUAUGUUCGACAUUCCAUUUGAGGCCUUAAAUCGGGGUUUCCCGAGUGUUUUAAUUAUAAUGUUUUUAAUAAUUUGGAAGUAGUCAUUUGUGUGAGGAGCAAAGUACCUCAAAACAACCCUUUUUUGAUGUAGGUAAAAUAGUGUUAGAAUUUUUCUCGUGAAAGAGAUAGAAGGAGUUUUUAUCUUUCUGCAACUUUCUGGUAACAUGGUUGAUUGGCCUGACUAAUAGUGUUGUUUUAGUUGUUUACUUUAGAUAUCAUCAAUUUAAUUUAUGUAUACUUUGAAUGUCGUUUAAAAUAUUUGUAAUGUGGGUCAGUUCUAUAUUUAAAUUGUUUUUGUUUUCUAAUGUUGGUCUUGAACAGGAAAACAAAUAUUAGAUGAAAUCAUUAGUUACCUAAUGUUUACUUGAUGUUGUUGUUUCUUCAGUUUAACAAUGUUUUCUGGCCAAAACCUCAAAUAAAACCUUUAAGUCAAUUUUAUUAGAAAUGCUGUAGGUUUCUGCAGUCAAUUAUGCCCCGAUGUACGUUCUCCAAGAAUUAUUUAUUAAUGAAUGAUUGUUUAGGAAAACCUCGGUUAGUUAGAAACGGCGGGGCGCACUGGUAAGCUGGUAGUAUUGCGGUCACCAGGUUUUUACACCGUGAAAAACUUUGGAUUUCCUUAUGAGGAAAUAACGAAGCUAUUUAGAUAAAUCGUAAUAUUUUAAUGAUAGAUGAUUUCAAGUGAAGAGAUAAGAAAUACCUACAGUCAUUAAAAUAUAUAAGCGACAUUACUUUGAUUUUUCUGGUAGUUCUCUGAUUUGUUUUGGUUGUUGAUUAUACACUACAUAUUUCAAAGGUCAAACAUUGGUACGGUCGAGAUUAAAUAAAUAAAAUGCACUUACUUACAGUCAAGGGCAAAGAUAUGAAUACGGCCAAUUAUCUUACCAAAAAUAAUAUGUAUUAGCUAAGUUAAGCGCAGAAUACAUAAUAGUAGGUACUACCGUACAGAAAGGACACUUCCUAUUAAACCGAAGUUUGACAGCGAUUCAGGGUCGAAUCAUGAUAUCCCUUUCUAACUUAUGGCACUAUCCCUUUCGUCUAUUUAGGGUUGUCAAAAUUCAAGUCAUUAUCUUAUCUGUGGUCGUGCACGCAACGGGACGUCAAGUGGUGUCAACCCUAAUAAUUGCUCGGAGCAAUGCUGAGCCGAACGGAGCCGAGUUUGCCCGAAGUCAGGAGUGUCUCCCCACUGGCUUAAAUGCGGGGGUUAAAAACAAAGAUCGCGCUAGACGUGGCCUAAAUGUGAACUUUAGUGGGCUCACCAUACUAUUCUGACAUCAAAAAGAGUAUAUAUUUUUGGAGAAAUUGGCCUCAACCAUAUAAUUGCACAUUUUUGUUACCCCGAGAUGGCAAACAAUCGUACGGCCGAUCUUAAUGAUAAGCUGUGUCUUUUAUUUGAAGUCGAUUGUAGAGAAUAAGCGGUAGCACUCCCGUUAUGUAUUUCAACACCAUACAUAAAUAUAUUCAUAACUUUAAUGAUACCUCCUGUGAGUUAACAUGUUACUCGUCUAUUCUAUCACUCUAAUAUUCCCUAUAUCUAUCUACUAGGUACCUACGUCACAUUCCUACACUGCAUCUUAUUUAUUUAAGUACACAAAUAUUGUGUGUAUGUAUAAUUUAAUAUUUGAACACUAAAACGAAAUUGGUCUAUAGUUUUAUGAUACCUACCUUAGUAGUAUUACACAAAUUAUAAUUAUGUAACUAGUUAGUUAGUAAUAAUUAGUAGUAAUUUUGAUUGUUAUAGUGAAUUGUUAUUUUUUUAUCGCCUAAACUAAGUCGUCGGUGCCUUUAUACAUUAUUUGCUAGCUGUAUGUAUGAUUUGGGUUGUAUUUUUAUAUACAUAUAACCAGUAGGGCUGAAUGACUACAUGUCCACGCAAAACGGUUAUUUCCGUUUUUUCGGUCAAGGGGUGGAAGAGGUGGUAUACCGUAUAUUUCUUGUAGUAGGUAUCGACAAAAAGUAAACAUAUGUAUAUACUUGCGUAAACAUUGAUUUUUGUUACCUGGCUUGUAAAAACAGUGCUCCAUCUUCUUGAUCUUGAAUCCGCCUCUCAUGUUUUGUUUACCUAAAUGACGCUCGUAAAUUUCCAAAUGUUGUAAACAAUAAUUAAUUAAGCAAACUUGCCUUUGUGUAUAAUCUGAACAUUUUUAUUAUGCGGUUAUAAUACCCUAAAAAGUACUGUUUUGAAUGCCUUACAUUGAUUAGUCUAGAUUUUAUUAAGAUAUUAUAAAAAUCAUCACAAAUAAUUUGAAUAAAUAAGCAACCGACCGGUCGCCAUCAAAAUUAUAGGAUAAACUAUUCAAUGAUUGGCCUUUAGAAAUACCGUCAUUGCCCCAUAUUAUGUAGGAAAAUCACCACUGUUGUACUUCAAUAAGAUUGAAGGGCGCCAAGAUUUGUAUAGUUUACCCUAUUUGAGUUACGUAUAUUAUAUACAUUGACUACCUUUAGCGUUUUUGCAUCAGCUUUGCGUUUGAUUUGACUAUUAUAUUUACGCAUUGAUUUGACGUGUUUGCGUCGAAGCGUAACCGCACCGCACAAUGCAUUGUUAUGCCUAUUAUGUACCUGAUAAGGUUUAAUGUUCGAUUGCACUCGCAAUUCAAAUGUGUACCUACAAUGAACAAGACUAUGAGUGUCAAUAGUUCGAGAUUCCGAAAAUAAACUGAAUUGUUCUAAG